Molecule: messenger RNA, 621 nt
Organism: Arctia plantaginis
Lineage: Eukaryota; Metazoa; Arthropoda; Insecta; Lepidoptera; Erebidae
Source: the annotation of a GenBank genome assembly
AUGUACUCCAAUUUAUACAGAAACAUUAAUAAUAGAAGUCCAAUACAUGUUAUGACUCCUAAAGAGCCGAAAUUCAUAGGAAGUAAGCCCUUACAAAUUUGGGACAAAAAGGUGAGAAAUGGGCACAUAAAAAGGAUCACAGAUAAUGAUAUACAGAGCUUAGUGCUUGAAAUAGUUGGCACUAAUGUCAGUACCACGUAUAUUACAUGUCCUGCCGACCCAAAGAAGACCCUUGGCAUCAAGCUGCCUUAUCUGGUCAUGAUAAUAAAAAAUCUCAAGAAAUACUUUACUUUUGAAGUCCAGGUUUUAGAUGAUAAGAAUGUUCGCAGAAGAUUCCGAGCCAGCAAUUAUCAGUCAACAACUCGAGUAAAACCUUUCAUUUGCACUAUGCCCAUGCGACUCGACGAAGGGUGGAACCAAAUCCAGUUCAACUUAGCCGACUUCACUAGAAGAGCUUAUGGAACAAAUUAUGUAGAAACACUCAGAGUUCAAAUUCAUGCAAACUGUAGAAUUAGAAGGGUUUAUUUCUCGGACAGAUUGUAUUCAGAAGAUGAAUUACCAGCUGAAUUCAAAUUGUUCCUUCCAAUACAAAAUAAAACCAAAGCUACUGUAGCUACAUAA